Oreochromis niloticus (Nile tilapia) is the source of this 3173-nucleotide messenger RNA. It is a transcript of the gene gsc, whose product is annotated as goosecoid. Gene Ontology annotation, cellular component: nucleus. The record is from RefSeq and is a predicted model, not a curated record. Bases 213 to 938 code for a protein of 241 amino acids. Gene Ontology annotation, molecular function: RNA polymerase II cis-regulatory region sequence-specific DNA binding; DNA-binding transcription factor activity, RNA polymerase II-specific. Lineage: Eukaryota; Metazoa; Chordata; Actinopteri; Cichliformes; Cichlidae. The transcript has 3 exons. Gene Ontology annotation, biological process: regulation of transcription by RNA polymerase II.
CAGCGUAUAAGAACAGCCCCGGACUCAGGCGGUCCCCCCAAACCUUCUGUCCGUAUUCUCCAGCAGAGAGAGAGAGCACACACGAGUCCCGGAGCCGCGAUGACGCAGUUGUAGCUUACGUUCUCCCGGAGCACGGAAUCCCGUCAGUCCAGGACGCUCACCGACACAACUGCUUCCCACUUUUCGGAGAGUUCCCGCCGUACACCGGUGUGAUGCCCGCCGGGAUGUUCAGCAUCGACAGCAUCCUGUCCGCUCGGCCGAGCUGUAAGGAGCCGCUGCUGCUGCACCGGAGCGGCCCGGUGGUGCUGUCCGCCGGCCUGACGGAUUCUCUCUACACCGACUACAACGGACUGUAUUCAGCCACGUGCGGGCCCGUGGCCCCCCCGGUGCAGCCCGUGAGCGGGAGCAGGAUCGGAUAUAACGGCUACUACUACAGCCAGCUGCACGUCCAGGGCGCCGGGGCAGGGCCCCCGUGCUGCGGCUCCGUGCCCGGCCUCAGCCCGCAACAGUGCCCCUGCAUCCCCACAGGCUACGACAGCCCGGGAUCGGUGCUGAUCUCUCCGGUGCCCCACCAGAUGAUGUCCUACAUGAAUAUGAGCAGCCUGUCGCGGACCGAGCUGCAGCUCCUCAACCAGCUGCACUGCCGCAGGAAGCGAAGGCACCGCACCAUCUUCACGGACGAGCAGCUCGAGGCUCUGGAGGGCCUCUUCCAAGAAACCAAGUACCCGGACGUCGGCACUCGCGAACAACUUGCCCGCAAGGUCCACCUCCGCGAGGAGAAGGUCGAGGUGUGGUUCAAAAACAGACGCGCGAAGUGGAGGAGGCAGAAAAGGUCUUCAUCAGAAGAAUCAGAGAACUCUCAGAAAUGGAACAAAUCCAACAAAACGUCCGCGGACAAACCCGAAGAGAGUAAGAGCGAGGUGGACUCGGACAGCUGAUAACAGAGCGGACCUAACACGCCCUCAUCGGCUUGUCCCGUGGAAAUCGAUGUGGACCCCGAGACAUUGUGGUGGUGUGGUGUUGCCAUGUUGCACAGUUGUAUAUAUAUAUCUACAUUUUAUUAUUGACUGUGUCCGUUAUUUAUAUUUAAUUUAAGCUGCUUUUGUAAUGUUUCACACACAGGGAUGAGACGCCCUCUGAACUGACUGACGUGUGAAUAUAUCGUGAUGUUCUCUAUAUGUGACAUUUUCAUGGAUAUUAAAUGUUGUAAUUCUAUUAUUAUUAUUUCAAUUUGUAAAAUUGUGAAAGUGUGAAAGCCUCUUCUGUUCUUUUGUCUUUGGCAAAAAUAAGAGAAGCGUUUAAAGGACAGAAAUGUGCGCUCAUUUAAACAGUGUGCGCUUUCAUUCUGCGCUCCGCGACAGAACCACAGUCUGAAAACGGCUUGUAAACAAGCUGUGAAAUAUAGCGCAGGACGGGCGAAGAAAACGAACGUUCUGUUUUUUGUUUUUUUCUUUUCUUCUAAAACGUCAGCGAGAAUAGCUGCUGCGGGCCUCCACAGAUAAAAGCCUUUAUGUGAAAGUAAAUGAAAUGAAAGAUGAUUUUAUUGUUAUCAGACCUGAACGGUGGCUCUUUUAUGUCCCGCUGACGAUUUGGGGUUUGUUUGAAACAUCUUUUGGGCAAUUAAUUAAAAAAGACAAAUCAGAACAGGACAGGUUAGAUAGGUCAGGUCGAUCAUUUUAAAUGGAAACCGUGGAGAAAACAAACAAGAAAAAAAAACUUGGUACGUUUAAUAUCAUUGGCACAACAACAGUCAGUCCAGAAACGUUUGGCCCGCUCAGCAGAUCUGGAAACAAAGAAGCAAAGAGACACCGAGCAAAGAGAAGGUAUGGACGCUAGCUGCAGUGUGUUUAAGUAUAUGUAUACUUAAACACACUGCAGCUAGACAAUGUAUAGACAUUGUAAAAAAAAUAUUUUUAUGUUAUUUAUUUAUUUUUUUUAUUUUUUACAAAGCCUUCACAUUUGCGCUCUUUAUGGCUCCCUCUCGAUUAUUUCCCCCAGGUACAUGACUCAGCUCACAUUGAGCUCCUCAUGUCGUUUAGAGUGAGCAAACAUGAGCAAAUGCAGCUGCUGAUAAACACAGCAUCAAGGUCAGAAAUGCCACAUAUGAGAUAAAGAUCACGUGAUUAUAAUAUAGCGGGCAAUGUGAUUGCAUCCAUAAACCAAUGCAGUAAACACACAGCUAAGUAUAGUGAUUCAUUAAAGAAAUAUACAUAAAAAUAAAAGUGGCCAGAUAAAUGAAUUGGGUCCGAGCCUCCACGCUUUCGCAAUUGCAACUUAAUUUUUCGAUACAAGUGGAAUCAGCCCUAAAAUCGGAUUCAUCUUUCUGUUGUUUUCAAACACGUGUGGGACAUACACUGUCUUUAAAGUCGCAAGUCUAUAUCAAAAUGGACUUCUCAAAACUCACCUCUUCAACAAAACCCUCAACCUUUAGCCUUUUUUCUUUUCUUUUCUUUUCUUUUUUCUUUUCUUUUCUUUCUUUUCUUUUCUUUUCUUUUCUUUUUCUACUGUUGUAUAAAUCGUCCUCGGGGUUCUUGAAAGAGACUAUACAAAUCUAAUUAUUAUUAUUAGUAGUAAUAAUAAUAAUAAUAAUAAUAAAAACAAUAAUAAUAAUAAUACUAACAACCGUGUUGCGCUGGCUAUUACUCUUUUCACAUUUUUCAGUUGGAGGCAAAAAAAUUAAGUGACCCGGACACUCCAGUAUGCUCACAGAUGAAGCCUGGCAAGUUCUGCAGGUUCUGAUGUGCUGGUUUGGUUUGGGUCUAUGAUUCUGAGCGAUCAUCUUUAGGUAUUAUUCAUGACUCUUUCAUGGAUGAAAAUGAAUCAGUUGGUCACAUGUUCUCACCUUUACAGUAACCAGAACAGCGCUCACACAUGUUGCAGUGAGUUCUGUUCACAUCUUUUGAAAGAAUUUUGUCUGUCGCUUCAGAGCAGAUUUCAGCAGAUGUGGACUAUCAGUGUUGAGGAGUAGAAAUAUACUUUGCUGGUUUUUUACUUUAGCUGGUUGCUCAUUUGUAUUGGAAAAAAAUCACGUGUAAACUGACACUUUUGUAUCAACUGUUAAAUCUUACAUGAAUAAAAGUAUAUUCAUGAGUAGUUCAGCUUCUAUAUUCCUGAAAGUUUGUGUUUAUGUACAGUGAUGGCCUUCUAAAAGCUAUUAAAACUUUGAAAUCCAC